AUGAAGGCUAAGAAAGAUCUUGAAAAUGUAUGCCAAGAAAUAUGGAAUGCUGCCGGAAACAAUCUGAACAUUCCCACGGAAUUAAAGGUUAACCUUGACGAAACCUAUACACAGCCGUUGUUCAAGGUGGAACUAGCUGGACAAGCCAAACUAGAAUCUAAAGUGUUCACUACUUUCGCAGAUCUACUGCAGAACAAUGCAGACGACAAAAGUCAAGAAGCAUUUCUCGAGGUGAUAAUACAACCAGGUGGACCUAUGGCCAAGGCUUGGGAAUAUCUGAAAGCAAAGAAGAUACUUGACCCAAAACAGGAUCGUGAGGACUUUAAGGAGGUCUUAAAGGAGCUGUGGUUCAUAAUGCCUCCAGGCAAAACUUCUAAGGGCUUCGAACAUGUUUUUGUUGGUGAAAGAGGAAAAUUAGGAAAACAUUACGAUGGAUUUCACAACUGGUACCAGUUUUACCUUGAGCAAUCUAAAGGCACAGAUGUGGUAAAACUAGAGUAUUUGCCUGACCACACGUAUCUUACUAAGCCUAUUUUUAUGACGGGUCUCAAAUUCAAGUGGCGCAACGCAAAAAAAAGUGCCGACGAAGGCAGCUCCUUGUUUGUUGGAACCAGCCCAGCAUUUGAUUUUGCCAUCUUCAGUACCUGCGCUAUGUCGCUAUUUAUAGAAGAAAACAUAGAAGUAUGCACUUGUGGAAUUCACGGGAGCUUGUUAGAAAUUACAGCCAAACAAAUUUUUACGAAAGCCAAAGGCAAACAAGUUCCAACUUCCAAGAUCAACACAGCCUACCCAUUGUCUGUUGUUGCUCUUGUCUGCACAAGUGUUCCACCCAACAGCCGAACGGACUGUGGAUGGCUUGGGAUAGACCGCCCCACCUGUGGAAAACGAGGCUGCUGCUUUGACAGUCAACAGUAUGGUAGCCAGACAUAUUGGUGCUAUUAUCCUUCAGACCACAAAUGUCACGGAAUCCUUCCUCAAAAUAGGAAAGAUUGUGGUUUCCUGGGAAUAAGCAGGAGUGAGUGCGAAGGAAAAGGCUGUUGUUUUGACGAAAACUUUGGUCACGGUGUCCCUCAUUGCUUUCAAGGAGUUCCAAAGGAUAAAAUAUGAGCGAAAGUGCCAGGACCAUUCUAAAGUGAAAGAGAAUAUCAGUGCCACUUAAUAUAGAUUGAUACUGAAUAUAUAUAUAAAAAAUAACAAUAAUGAAAUGAACAUUGUAGCUGAGAAAUAAAAACAAAGAUGUAGUAUCCAUAGAAUUUAUGACAUCUCGUGACUACACUUUUUCAAUUUUUAAGUAUCGUGGAGUGUUGAGUUGAACUAAUAGUUCAUUCCUGAGGAGGAAUUUGAGGGGCAACGAAAGAUGGAGGAAGUCAAGAGAGGUUGUUUUCCGCCUC
This is a messenger RNA of Orbicella faveolata, 1391 nucleotides long. Its product is annotated as poly(U)-specific endoribonuclease-B-like. The record is from RefSeq and is a predicted model, not a curated record. Lineage: Eukaryota; Metazoa; Cnidaria; Anthozoa; Scleractinia; Merulinidae.